Messenger RNA from Sus scrofa (pig), 603 nucleotides. Lineage: Eukaryota; Metazoa; Chordata; Mammalia; Artiodactyla; Suidae. The record is from RefSeq and is a predicted model, not a curated record.
AUGAGGAGAGAAAACCAGAGCGGUGUGUCUGAAUUCCCCCUCCUGGGGCUCCCCAUGUGGCCAGAACAGCAGAGCAUGUUCUUUGGCCUAAUCCUGGGCGUGAUUAUGGGGAACCUGCUCAUCAUCCUGCUCAUCAGGCUUGACUCUCACUUCCACACCCCCGUGUACUUCUUCAUCAGUCACCUGGCCAUCAUAGACGUCUCCCUUUUAUCUAUCAUGGUUCCAAAGAUGCUGAUGAACAUGAAGACUCAGGAUAAAUCUGCCCCCUAUGCAGGGUGCAUUUCCCAGAUGUAUUUUUUUUUCUCAAUUUUUGGUGAUAUUGACAAUUUCCUUCUCACAAUGAUGGCUUAUGACAGGGAUGUGGCCAUUUGUCAGACUCUCUGCUACAGGACAAAUCAUGAGAUUUUUAAUGAAACUGUAUUGUUUUUGUGCUCCUGGUCACUGCCUGCAUUUGGGCUUAUAGACUGUGAGUUGUCUGUGUACAAAGUCAUCAUCAUUAUCAUCACCCUUAUCAUCAGCCUCAAGACCACACUGGAAAGGUUUGGACCUCUCAGAACUAUCAGGGGCAGUGUGUGUGUUUUGGCAUUUGGAAACCAGGUGUAA